Molecule: messenger RNA, 1215 nt
Organism: Arabidopsis arenosa
Lineage: Eukaryota; Viridiplantae; Streptophyta; Magnoliopsida; Brassicales; Brassicaceae
Source: the annotation of a GenBank genome assembly
AAUCGCCAUGUCUUCUCUACCAUGGAAAAAACCUAAAUCGAGUCGAAUCUUAAGAUUCAUGUCGGAGUUUCAACAAUCGCCGUUCGUUGAAACUGGCUUCCCAACUUCUUUAAUCGAUCUCUUCUUCAAAAAUCGCGAUCGUCUCAAGAAAUCUCCAUCUAAACGCUUCCAACGAAUCGAACGCCAGAUUCAAACCGCGCCAAACGCUUCUUCUUUGACAAAUCAAGAUGCGGUUUUGGAAAUGCCCACGAGGAUUAAAACCGUUCGGAGUAAGAUCGAGAAAGUUAAUUGCGUUAAAGGUGAAUCAGCGGCGGAGAAGAAGCACGCGAUUAAAAAUAGCGUUUGCGUUUGCGGCGGUAACGGCGAGGUGGUUUUGAUGGCGUUUAAGGUUUUAAUAGUGGCGUUGCUCGCCUUGAGCACGAAGAAGAAGCUUACUAUAGGAAUCACUCUCUCCGCUUUCGCUCUUCUCUUAACAGAGCUCGUGGCGGCGCGUGUGUUCACGCGCUCUAAACUCUGUAACAACGGCAAAGACAAAAACGCGAUUGCCAGCGGAAAAAUCGAAACUUUUGAUGAAACUCGAGUUCCUUGUCUGAAGGAAACAGAGCAUGUAGUAGCUGAAACAGAGGUUUCGAAGUUGAAAGGUUUAACGAUUCGUGAUCUGUUGUUAAAGGACGAGAAAUCGACAAGUAAAAGUUGGAGACUAAAAUCGAAGAUUGUGAAGAAGUUGAGGAGUUACAAUAAUAAGAAGACGAAGAAGACAAUGAUGAUCAAAGAAGAGUCUUUGAUUGAAGUCUCGAGUUUGGUUUUAGAAGAUAAACCAAAUAAAGUUGACUCCGAGAGAGACCAAGAAACGUUGAAUCUUCCAUUGAUGAGAUCAAAUGGUGAUAACAUGAAUGGGAUUGUUGUGAUCGUGAUUGUGCUUACUGGUUUGUUAUGUGGAAAGAUCUUAGCCAUUGUUUUGACACUAUCUUGUCUGGUUUUUAGAUUCGGAGCAGCCAAAAAAUUUAAUCUUUGCAUAUAAUUUUUGUAUUUUUUAUUUUAUUGGAAUGUAUAGUUCUUAUAUGAAGAAGAUUGGAUCGACAUCUAAUUCAUUCGUUAAUAUCAAAUGGGAUAUAAAAGUUGAUACAUGAGAGUAUUAUGGAGAAUUAAAGAUUGGAUCCAUUGUUUAUUUGUGUUUAAGCUUAAUAUUGUUUGGAAUGAAUCACAAUUUUAAGC